Messenger RNA from Tupaia belangeri chinensis (Chinese tree shrew), 4130 nucleotides. It is a transcript of the gene RASGRF1, whose product is annotated as Ras protein specific guanine nucleotide releasing factor 1. Gene Ontology annotation, biological process: Ras protein signal transduction. Lineage: Eukaryota; Metazoa; Chordata; Mammalia; Scandentia; Tupaiidae. The record is from RefSeq and is a predicted model, not a curated record. Gene Ontology annotation, cellular component: plasma membrane. The transcript is spliced from 27 exons. Gene Ontology annotation, molecular function: guanyl-nucleotide exchange factor activity. Bases 101 to 3874 code for a protein of 1257 amino acids.
GAGCGCCAGAGAGGCAGCGCGCGGCGCGCAGGGACUGGGGGCUGCCGGUGCCGCACGGGGAAGAUGUAAGCGCGUGGGGUCUCGCUGGCCUCCGAGCACCAUGCAGAAAGGGAUCCGGCUUAACGAUGGCCACGUCGCGUCCCUGGGACUGCUGGCGCGCAAGGACGGCACGCGCAAAGGCUACCUGAGCAAGCGGAGUUCGGACAACACAAAAUGGCAAACCAAGUGGUUCGCGCUGCUGCAGAACCUGCUCUUCUACUUCGAGAACGACUCGAGCUCGAGGCCCUCGGGGCUCUACCUACUGGAGGGCUGCGUCUGCGACCGCGCGCCCUCCCCCAAGCCGGCGCUCUCGGCCAGGGAGCCACUGGAGAAACAGCACUACUUCACGGUGAACUUCAGCCACGAGAACCAGAAAGCCUUGGAGCUGAGGACAGAGGAUGCAAAGGACUGUGACGAGUGGGUGGCAGCCAUCGCUCAUGCCAGUUACAGGACCCUGGCCACAGAGCACGAAGCGCUGAUGCAGAAGUACCUGCACCUGCUGCAGAUCGUGGAAACCGAGAAGACAGUGGCCAAGCAGCUGCGGCAGCAGAUCGAGGACGGGGAGAUCGAGAUCGAGCGGCUGAAGGCAGAGAUCGCAUCCCUGCUCAAGGACAAUGAGCGUAUCCAGUCCACCCAGACUGUCACCCCCAACGACGAGGACAGUGACAUCAAGAAAAUUAAGAAGGUGCAAAGCUUCUUGCGGGGCUGGCUCUGCCGGCGCAAGUGGAAGACCAUCAUCCAGGACUACAUCCGGUCGCCCCACGCCGACAGCAUGCGCAAAAGGAACCAGGUGGUGUUCAGCAUGCUGGAGGCCGAGGCCGAGUACGUGCAGCAGCUGCACAUCCUGGUCAACAACUUCCUGCGACCGCUGCGCAUGGCCGCCAGCUCCAAGAAGCCGCCCAUCACGCAUGAUGACGUCAGCAGCAUUUUCCUGAACAGCGAAACCAUCAUGUUUUUACAUCAGAUCUUUUACCAAGGCCUGAAAGCCCGCAUCUCCAGCUGGCCCACGCUGGUCCUGGCCGACCUGUUCGACAUCCUGCUGCCCAUGCUCAACAUCUACCAGGAGUUCGUGCGCAACCACCAGUACAGCCUGCAGAUCCUGGCCCACUGCAAGCAGAACCGCGACUUCGACAAGCUGCUCAAGCACUACGAGGCCAAGCCCGACUGCGAGGAGAGGACGCUGGAGACCUUCCUCACCUACCCCAUGUUCCAGAUCCCCAGGUACAUCCUGACCCUGCACGAGCUCCUGGCCCACACGCCGCACGAGCACGUGGAGCGCAACAGCCUGGACUACGCCAAGUCCAAACUGGAGGAGCUGUCCAGGGUCAUGCACGAUGAAGUGAGCGAGACGGAGAACAUCCGGAAGAACCUGGCCAUCGAGCGCAUGAUCAUCGAGGGCUGCGAGAUCCUCCUGGACACCAGCCAGACCUUCGUGAGACAAGGUUCCCUUAUCCAGGUGCCCAUGUCCGAAAAGGGCAAGAUCACCAGGGGGCGCCUGGGGUCUCUGUCCCUGAAGAAGGAGGGCGAGCGGCAGUGCUUCCUGUUCUCCAAGCACCUGAUCAUCUGCACCAGAGGCUCCGGGGGGAAGCUCCACCUGACCAAGAACGGAGUCAUAUCGCUCAUCGACUGCACCCUGUUGGAGGACCCGGAGAGCACAGAGGAGGAAGCCAAAGGGUCCGGCCAAGACAUAGACCACUUGGAUUUCAAGAUCGGGGUGGAGCCAAAGGACUCCCCACCCUUCACAGUCAUCCUGGUGGCCUCGUCCAGACAAGAGAAGGCAGCAUGGACCAGUGACAUCAGUCAGUGUGUGGAUAAUAUCCGCUGCAACGGGCUCAUGAUGAACGCGUUUGAGGAGAACUCCAAGGUCACUGUGCCACAGAUGAUCAAGUCCGACGCCUCCUUGUACUGCGAUGACGUGGACAUCCGCUUCAGCAAGACCAUGAACUCCUGCAAGGUGCUGCAGAUCCGGUACGCCAGCGUGGAGCGGCUGCUGGAGAGGCUGACGGACCUGCGCUUCCUGAGCAUCGACUUCCUCAACACCUUCCUGCACUCCUACCGCGUCUUCACCACGGCCGUCGUGGUCCUGGACAAGCUCAUCACCAUCUACAAGAAGCCCAUCAGCGCCAUCCCUGCCAGGUCGCUGGAGCUCCUGUUCGCCAGCGGCCAGAACAGCAAGCUCCUGUAUGGCGAUCCCCCCAAGUCGCCGCGCGCCACCCGCAAGUUCUCCUCGCCACCGCCCCUGUCCAUCACCAAGACGUCAUCACCGAGCCGCCGGCGGAAGCUGUCCCUCAACAUCCCCAUCAUCACCGGCGGCAAGGCGCUGGACCUGGCCGCACUCAGCUGCAGCUCCAACGGCUACACCAGCAUGUACUCCGCCAUGUCGCCCUUCAGCAAGGCCGCGCUGGACACCAGCAAGCUCUACGUGGCCAGCACCUUCGCCAACAAGAUUCCGGAUGAGGGAGACAUGACCCCCGAGAAGCCUGAAGACCCCCCGGCACCCAGCAAGCAGAGCUCCGAAGUCUCGGUGAGGGAAGAGUCAGAUAUUGAUCAGAACCAGAGCGAUGACGGGGACACUGAGACAUCCCCAACGAAAUCUCCAACGACACCAAAAUCGGUCAAAAGCAAAAAUUCUUCAGAGUUUCCACUCUUCUCCUACAACAACGGAGUCGUCAUGACCGCCUGUCGAGAACUGGACAGUAACCGCAGUGCCCUCUCGGCCGCCUCUGCCUUUGCCAUAGCAACUGCGGGAGCCAACGAGGGCACCCCAAACAAGGAGAAGUACCGCAGGAUGUCCCUGGCCAGUGUGGGAUUCCCGCCAGAUCAGAGGAAUGGAGACAAGGAGUUUGUGAUCCGCAGAGCAGCCACCAACCGCGUCCUGAAUGUACUGCGACACUGGGUCUCCAAGCACUCUCAGGACUUUGAGACCAACGACGAGCUCAAAUGCAAAGUGAUCGGCUUCCUGGAGGAGGUCAUGCACGACCCGGAGCUCCUGACCCAGGAGCGGAAGGCGGCAGCCAACAUCAUCCGGACUCUGACCCAGGAGGACCCAGGUGACAACCAGAUCACGCUGGAGGAGAUCACACAGAUGGCUGAAGGCGUGAAGGCCGAGCCCUUUGAAAACCACUCAGCCCUGGAGAUCGCAGAGCAGCUCACCCUGCUGGACCACCUCGUCUUCAAGAAGAUUCCUUAUGAAGAGUUCUUCGGACAAGGCUGGAUGAAAAUGGAGAAGAAUGAACGCACCCCUUAUAUCAUGAAAACCACCAAGCACUUCAAUGAUAUCAGUAACUUGAUUGCUUCAGAAAUCAUCCGCAAUGAGGACAUCCACGCGAGGGUGAGUGCCAUCGAGAAAUGGGUGGCUGUGGCGGACAUCUGCCGCUGCUUACACAACUACAAUGCCGUGCUGGAGAUCACCUCAUCCAUGAAUCGGAGCGCAAUCUUCCGGCUCAAAAAGACGUGGCUCAAAGUCUCUAAGCAGACAAAAGCUUUGAUUGAUAAGCUCCAAAAACUUGUGUCAUCAGAGGGCAGAUUUAAGAAUCUCAGAGAAGCCCUGAAAAAUUGUGACCCGCCCUGUGUCCCUUACCUGGGGAUGUACCUCACCGACCUGGCCUUCAUCGAGGAGGGGACGCCCAAUUACACGGAGGACGGCCUAGUCAACUUCUCCAAAAUGAGGAUGAUAUCCCACAUCAUCCGAGAGAUCCGCCAGUUUCAACAAACCGCCUACAAGAUCGAGCACCAGGCGAAGGUAACCCAGUAUUUACUGGACCAGUCUUUCGUAAUGGAUGAAGAAAGCCUCUACGAGUCUUCUCUCCGAAUAGAACCAAAACUCCCCACCUGAAGCUGGCCCUGGCCCAGACCCAACGCUCCCCCGGACACAUGCUCUAUGAUAUUGUACAUAUUCGUUUGGUUUCUCUGGAUCUUCCUCUUCAGUAUGUGCUUCUCCAAGAAAACAAAUCCGUUCUUGUUCUUAGAUUCCUGUAGAACCGGAAUAUGAAUUUCUGCACCGUCUGAGACUCUGCCCCCACCCGCCCCUGGUCUCCCACAGUGCCUGGUUCUUUCAAACAGCUCUCCUCCUCCUCCCCCUCCUCCUCCUC